This is a messenger RNA of Dioscorea cayenensis subsp. rotundata (Guinea yam), 956 nucleotides long. Its product is annotated as NADH dehydrogenase [ubiquinone] 1 alpha subcomplex assembly factor 3-like. Lineage: Eukaryota; Viridiplantae; Streptophyta; Magnoliopsida; Dioscoreales; Dioscoreaceae. Gene Ontology annotation, biological process: mitochondrial respiratory chain complex I assembly. Gene Ontology annotation, cellular component: mitochondrial inner membrane. The record is from RefSeq and is a predicted model, not a curated record.
GGGUUAUCGGGUUUUGCGGGGUUUGGAUCAAAGGGGAAGAAACGAGGAGACCUCUCAUCUCCGGCCACCCAAGGCGGCGGCAAUGGCGGGUGGCGCAUGCCGGCGAGUGCUGCCGGACCUCGUGAAGACGCUUCGUAGAGAAGUCCCCAAGAUCUCUAAUCAAACCCUCCCCUCUCUCAGGCGCGCUUUUUCGCUCUAUGAUCAGAUCAACCUCAUCGACAGCGUCCCCGAAGAUCAGCUUCGUUUCCAAGGGUACACUGACACAGGAUUUACGGUAAAUGGUGUGAAGUAUGAGGGAAGCUUGCUAAUCAUAGACAACAAGCUCAUGUCUUGGUCUCCGAAAAGAUUUUCAGAGAUAACCGCUGAGAGUUUAUCCAUCUUCCAAAUUGUGAGACCUGUCCCAGAAAUUCUGAUUCUUGGUUGUGGAAGGCACAUUGAACCAGUGAGUCUUGAACUCCGAAGAUUUAUUAGAUCUACCGGCAUGAAAUUGGAAGCAAUUGAUUCGAGAAAUGCUGCUUCUACUUACAAUAUAUUGAAUGAGGAAGGAAGGGUAGUGGCAGCAGCUCUUCUCCCAUAUGGAGAAACUUUGCAAUGAAUUGAAUGAUAUCCGGGAACUUUAGCUUCAGUUUGGUUUGCUCUCCGCUCUUGAUUGAGAACAUCCUGGCAAGCAAGUAAAAAUUGUCCAUUCCACCUGUUCUUGUGCAGUUGAAGCAAAUAUUCCUGUUAUUGCAGUACCGCACGACACAUUGAAUGUCAUAUGUUAUAAGGAACACAUGGUUUCUUUACUUUUUUUAUAAUGUAUUUAAUAAACAGGCGGUUUUGAACAAAUGUUUUAAUGCCUUUUAACUGAUUAAAUAUGUAGUAUGUUUUGUUAUUUUUACUAUGGAGUUACAUAAACUCCAGAAAUCAUAUAUGUAGUCCUUUGUGUUCUGGAUGCAAAACAGUGAGCCUUAAGA